AUGGGACGUGAGUCGAGACACUACAGGAAGCGUUCUGCGUCUCGGGGACGGUCGGGUAGCCGUUCAAAGAGUCGCUCCCCGGACAAACGCUCCAAGAAAGAUGACCGAGACCGAAACAGGAGGGAGCGGUCACGGAGCCGGGACCGCCGCAGGUCCCGGUCCAGGGACAGAAAACGAGUCAGGCGCUCCCGGAGCAGAGAGAGGAGGAGGUCCAGAAGCCGAGACAGGAGGAGGUCGGGCAGCAGAAGCCGAGCCCGCAGGUCCCGAUCUGGUAGCCCCAGCAAGAGCAGAAGACCAGAUGAGUCCAGGAGCAAUGAGAAAGACAACGUUGAUCCUUUAUCUGACAAGAAAAAGAUUAAAGAGGAGAAAGAGGAUGAGAAGGUUGAGGAUCAAGACUUUGACCAAAACAAGCUAGAGGAGGAGAUGAGGAAGAGGAAGGAACGAGUGGAGAAAUGGAGGGAAGAGCAGCGGAAGAAGGCCAUCGAAAACAUCGGAGAGAUCAAGAGAGAACUGGAAGAGAUGAAGCAGGGCAAGAAGUGGAGCCUCGAGGAUGAUGAGGGUGAGGAAGCGGAGGAGGACGACGUGGAUCCUCUGGACGCCUACAUGGAGGAGGUGAAACAGGAGGUGAAGAAGUUCAACAUGGGAGCCAUGAAAGGAAAUGAUAAGAAAGGAGCAAUGACAUAUACCAAAGUGGUGACCGUUGUUAAAACCAAGAAAGGGCCCAACACUCACAAGAAGAAGGGGGAGCUGAUGGAGAAUGACCAGGAUGCUAUGGAAUACUCGUCAGAGGAGGAGGAGGUGGAUCUGCAGACGGCUCUGACUGGCUUCCAGACCAAACAAAGGAAGGUCCUGGAGCCUGUUGACCAUGGAAAGAUCCAGUACGAGCCGUACCGCAAAAACUUCUAUGUGGAGGUCCCUGAGCUUGCCAGGAUGAGUCCAGAAGAGGUGAACGUGUACAGGCUGGAGUUGGAAGGCAUUGCCGUUAAAGGGAAGGGCUGUCCCAAACCCAUCAAGACCUGGGUGCAGUGUGGAGUGUCUAUGAAGAUCCUCGGUGCUAUGAGGAAGCAUGGCUACGAGAAGCCCACCCCAAUCCAGGCCCAGGCCAUCCCUGCCAUCAUGUCAGGCCGAGACCUGAUUGGCAUCGCUAAGACCGGCAGCGGGAAAACCAUAGCCUUCCUGAUGCCCAUGUUCCGACACAUCAUGGACCAGAGGCCCCUGGAGGAGUCUGAGGGACCAAUCUCUAUAAUCAUGACCCCGACCAGAGAAUUGGCUCUGCAGAUCACCAAGGAAUGUAAGAAGUUCUCUAAACAGCUGGGACUCAGGGUGGUGUGUGUCUAUGGAGGCACCGGCAUCAGUGAACAGAUUGCUGAGCUGAAGAGAGGCGCUGAGAUAAUCGUGUGCACACCUGGAAGAAUGAUUGACAUGUUGGGGGCCAACAGCGGUCGUGUCACAAACCUGCGCAGAGUAACAUAUGUGGUGUUGGAUGAAGCAGACAGGAUGUUUGACAUGGGCUUCGAGCCACAGGUGAUGCGUAUUGUGGACAACGUCCGUCCAGACCGCCAGACAGUCAUGUUUUCGGCUACCUUCCCCAGAGCCAUGGAGGCCCUGGCUCGUAGGAUCCUGGUCAAGCCCAUUGAGGUCCAGGUGGGAGGCCGCAGCGUCGUCUGCUCUGAUGUGGAACAACAUGUGCUGGUGAUUGAAGAGGACAAGAAGUUUCUGAAGCUGCUAGAGAUUCUGGGUCACUACCAGGAGAAAGGCUCGGUCAUCAUCUUUGUGGACAAACAGGAGCAUGCAGACACACUGCUAAAAGACCUGAUGAAAGCCUCGUACCCCUGCAUGUCACUGCAUGGAGGAAUUGAUCAGUACGACAGAGACAGCAUCAUCAACGACUUUAAGAAUGGAGCGUGUCGUCUGAUGGUGGCCACCUCUGUGGCAGCCAGAGGCCUGGACGUCAAGCAGCUGAUCCUGGUGGUCAACUACAACUGUCCCAACCACUACGAGGACUACGUCCACAGGGCCGGACGCACAGGCAGAGCAGGCAACAAGGGCUUUGCCUAUACCUUCAUAACAGAGGAUCAGGUUCGCUAUGCUGGGGAUAUCAUCAAAGCUUUGGAACUCUCCGGCUCUCCCGUCCCGUCUGAACUAGAACGGCUUUGGGCCUCCUUCAAAGACCAACAGAAAGCAGAGGGUAAGAUCAUCAAGAGCAGCAGUGGCUUCUCAGGAAAAGGCUUUAAGUUUGAUGAGACAGAACACGCGUUGGCGAAUGAGAGAAAGAAGUUGCAGAAAGCUGCUCUUGGACUGCAGGACUCGGAUGAUGAGGAUGGAGCCCUGGAUAUUGAGGAGCAAAUCGAGAGCAUGUUCAAUUCCAAGAAGAGGGUGAAGGAUCUGUCUGCUCCCGGAUCGGCCACCGGUUCGGCAGGAUCAGCUGCCACCACAUCAGCUGCCCAAGGAGGGCUGCCAGGCCUCGGACCCCCAUCUGCUGGAAACAUCCAGAAACUGGAGAUGGCCAAGAAGCUGGCGCUCAAGAUCAACGCUCAGAAGAACCUGGGCGCUGAGGCUCAGGAUGUGAUGCAGCAGGCCACCAACGCCAUCCUGCGGGGUGGUACCAUCAUGACACCCUCUGUGUCAGCCAAGACCAUUGCGGAGCAGCUGGCGGAGAAGAUCAAUGCCAAGCUAAACUACACCCCCGUGGAGAAGCUUGAGGAGGAGCAGCGGGCGGCUGAACAGGCCGAGACCAUCAAGAGAUACGAAGAGGAGCUGGAGAUCAACGACUUCCCUCAGACGGCCCGGUGGAAGGUGACAUCUAAAGAAGCUCUGCAGAGGAUCGGUGAAUACUCUGAAGCCGCCAUCACCAUCAGAGGAACCUAUUUCCCUCCAGGCAAAGAGCCCAAGGAGGGAGAACGCAAGAUCUACCUGGCUAUUGAAAGUGCAAAUGAACUGGCUGUGCAGAAGGCCAAAACAGAGAUUACGCGGUUAAUCAAGGAAGAGCUCAUCAGAUUACAAAAUUCCUACCAGCCGACAAGCAAAGGCCGGUACAAAGUGUUGUAGAGGAGGAACAAAGGCUCGCCGGGGGAGUUUCCGUCCCUCAACAGUCCCGUGUCAUCUCUACAGUUUCAUUAAAGUGGUUGAAGAAUAUUUUAGUCUAUAUAUAUAUGUGAUAAUGUUCCCGUCAUUAACCUAAGUUUAGUUCAUGUUUUUUUUUUUUUUUGGUCAUCUUCCCCCCCCCCUUAGUUUCCUCUGUGCUUCACUUGAGUUUCCUUUGAUUUUAUAUCUACAGACCAUAAAUACCAAAAUGUCUAAUGCGGGUUUGACCUCCGGUGUCAUUGAACCAUCACAAUCUGCAUUAUGACUUUUAAGUAUGACAUUUUCUUUUAAAUGUAAUUUUUUUUGGGUCAGAUUUCACUCUGUUGUAUGUACAAACAACAUCCCAGCCAUAGACUUUAUGAAGAAAUAGGCAGAUGAAAGAUGUUUUUACUUUUCUGCACAAUAAAAAUUUGUUGCUAAA
This is a messenger RNA of Etheostoma spectabile (orangethroat darter), 3505 nucleotides long. It is a transcript of the gene ddx46, whose product is annotated as DEAD (Asp-Glu-Ala-Asp) box polypeptide 46. Gene Ontology annotation, molecular function: ATP binding; nucleic acid binding; RNA helicase activity. The transcript has 23 exons. The record is from RefSeq and is a predicted model, not a curated record. Bases 1 to 3048 code for a protein of 1015 amino acids. Lineage: Eukaryota; Metazoa; Chordata; Actinopteri; Perciformes; Percidae.